Messenger RNA from Linum trigynum, 6150 nucleotides. NCBI's taxonomy places the organism in Eukaryota, Viridiplantae, Streptophyta, Magnoliopsida, Malpighiales, Linaceae. The record is from the annotation of a GenBank genome assembly.
AAUGAAGAAUAAAAACCCUAAUCUUAUCUCUUUAGUUUUCUGGUUCUUACGAUUUACGUGAUGGACGAAUCAUUCGUCCAUCAGGACUCUAUUUUCUAUUCAAACCUUGGCUUCUUUCUUAUUCUUUCGAUCCUCUUUAUAUAGAGGAGGAAUCCUAGAGUUAUGAUCGGGUUAUCAAGUGGUUGACAACAUGAUCUCUAUUGAUUUCCUACCUUCCUACGACUUGGAGGAUCCAUCAAGCUUUGUCUCCCUACGCCUAAACAAUGUGCCAGCUGUUAAGUGGAGUGAGAUUUGGCGACUACAAAUGCCGCCUAAGGUACGAGCUUAUGCAUGGAAAUCGAUUAACAAUAUACUACCUACAGGAGGAAACAUUUUGGAUCAAGUGACUGGAGGCAGUGAGGAGUGCCCUCUUGCGUGCUGAAAGAAACUCAAUUCCAUAUUUUCAGAGUUUGUAGUGAAAUCAAAAAUUGCAGGGAUGAACUAGGGUUCUUGCCAAGAGCAAACAGUGAUGAAGGGGAAAUGAGAAUAUGAUCGAAAUGAAGAAACAUGUUUGUUUCUUCUCAAUUUCGGUCUCCCCUUCAGUCUGGGCUCCACGAAAACAGAGCUCACUAAACGGAAAUAAAGACAAAUUAAAUGGAAAUGGGCUUUUGAAAAAGGCCCAGACAAACAAACUAAGAGGACCAGAGCCUGUCUUCUUUCUUGGUCAGCAACCUUAGAAACUGACAGCGGCGGAUCCAAGACACAGUAGAACACUGGGCCCGCAUUUUAUUAGAAAAUUAGAUACCGUAUGAAAAUCAUAAAUUUUUUUACUAUAUCAAUUGUACAUGUUGAUCUUUUUAAAUUUUAAUAUAGUGAAUUCAUCAAUAAUGGAGUCUACAUCCAUACCAAUAGCAUACUCUCUUUAUGAUAAAAUAGUUAACCAAUUGGUGAGAAAUUCAUCGCUCAUUUUAUUACGUAGAUAAUUUUUCACCUAUUUCAUUUGUGAAAAGGUUCUCUCCGUAGUUGUUGAAACGAGCAAUGUCAACACUAGACAAAUCAAUCGACUAAUCAAUAUAUAUAUUUUUGUGUCAAUCCCUAUUUUCACCAGCUACUCUAGUAAUUUUUCAAGUGAACAAACCUCAUAUUCCUUUUAAUCUUUUACAUUUUUUACUUUUAGAAUUUUAGGUUUCAUUUCUUGUUUUUCUUUAGGCGAGAAUCAUUGGAGUUAGAAUUUUUAGGUUAAAUUUAGAGCUGUGUUUAGAAUAUGUUCAUCUGACACAUUUUCCUAAUUACACACAAUCUUAUUAUAAAAUAACACUGGGCCGAAUGACUACAACCGAUAAACUAAUAAGGGCUACACUAGCUUCGGAUCCAGAGGAGGGCUGGGUCGUGGCCCGAGGUGGCCUCCCCCUGGAUCUGCCACUGGAAACUGAGUUUCUGGUUAAACUACGAAAACAGAGCAACACAGAACAGACACAAUGCAGAACGAGAGAACAACAUAAAGAAAGAGACACAGUGGAAUUUUAACGAGGUUCCCAACUAUUGGUCAUUCCUCGUCCUAGACUCAGUACCCACUGAGAUCUAGGAGACUUUUUUUAUUGAUUUUCCUAUCAAGCAAAUUUGAAAUAAAAUGAAUACAGACUCAAGACAAAUAGAAAGAUUAACAACUAAUGAAUACUCCCCGGAUCACAACCCGAUCUGUUCUGCCACCACAGUAUAGAACCUCUACCCUAUACUGUCCACCCUUCUAUAAAUCAAAGCUCAGUCCUAUACCACUAGCUUUGGUUCGUACAAAAGUCAAUGAUACAAGAGACUUCCUCUGAAUAUAUUGAGCACCGAAGCUAGCCGUUGGAGAGAAGCUCUUGAUUUUCUUGAUUGAUGCACUUCCCUUUUUAGAGCAUCUGCAACGGUCCGAGAAUCGGCAAAUCAGACUUGCCAUAUUUCAACAUGUGGCUGCAUUUAAAGGAUAUGGGAACAUACUUCACUUAGCUAUCUUUUUAAAGAAGAAGAGAUACUGAUUGUGAAGAGUGGGUUUGCGCUUUCCGAGAGCUGGAAUCAAAAAGAGGGGCUGGAGUUGUUCUUGGUUGCCAUCUUGUUGAUCUGGGAUACACGAAAUUGUCACUUGUGAAAUAAAGAGUAGAAGGAAGAAUGGUAAAUUGUCGACCGAGUGAAUCAUUGGUUGAGUAUUACAAGAAGCACUGAAUGAAAAAACUUACUGCCGGCAUGCAGUGAUCGAUCAGAUGGGAACCUCCUAUGAUAAACAUUUUAAUCGUCAUAGGAUAAGGGAUCUUUGAUUGUAGUGUUUGGCUUUGGGUAGUGAUAAGGGAUGACAAGGGAAAAUUUUUUCUGGCGGGGGUCAGAAGAACGACAAGGCCAUGGCUACCAGGGUUUGCAGAGGCGGAGGCUUUCGGUAUUAGGAUGGAGGUGGAUCGCCGGCUUCACUUCCUCCCUGGAUUAGUGGAGUCGGAUCCGAUGGUUUGCUAGUAAUCCAGUGUUAAAAAGUGGUAUAAGAUCCAGCAUAAUCUUCUCACAAUAACUCGAGUUACUAAAACCAACUGAUUUUUGACAUAGUAUUAGAACUGGUUUGACCAAGUGGUCGUGUGUUCAAAUCUCCACGACUCCCAAUGUUAGCAGUUGUCUUCAAACACAUGGUAUGGCGGGCCUGUGCAAACUUCAAGCCCAUGGAUUGGCUUUCAUUUAAGGGGCAUGACAUCAACUUCUUUUGUGGGUCGGCUUCAAUUCAAUAUUUUAUGGGUCGUAAGGCUAAUAAAGCAACCAACGUAAUAGCAGUCUUGUAGCAAAAUAAAAUUAGCACACCAUGUAUGAAUAGGAUUUUAAAAGUUUUUUACUUAAUUUUUUUAUUCCAUUAGUAGCAAUUAAAACUAAUUUAAUAUUCCAAGUUUGGUCACUGUCAUUUACAUUCCGUUAGAGGAGUCUACGACAUUAGUUUGUUACGACGUCGCUACGAGAAUUGCCGACUCACCCAAAUUUAACCUAGAAAAAUUAAAAAGCGGCUCGCCACUUCAUAAAUCAUGCAACGUCAGAAACCCUAACCCAACCCGUGUCCUAGCCAUUCCUUCUUGACCCGUUUAGCCUUAAAAAAAGCCCCAAUCGGAUCUACUUCGCAAUCCCAAUCAACCUUAAUGCGACAACCAAUUGGAAGAUAACGGUCAUUGACCAAAUUUGGAAUAUUGAAUUAAUUUCAAUGACUACUAAUAAUAUUAAAAAAAACAUGUGACAAACGUUGAAAUAAAUUAGUAAUAUGAGCAAACUUGCAAUUUGCUCAUUUUUAUAUAUGGUCUAAUUUAUAUUAUCAUUUAGUUGCUACUCUAUAUUCAUUAAUCAUGCAUUUAAUAUAAUUCAUCAAAUAUGUGGUGAUUAAUAUAAAUGUUACUAAAAAUCAGAUUCAAGGAUGACUUCUCAUUUGAAAGAUGUCCAAAAUUCUACCAAGACCUAUCAAAUGUGUAAAUAAUUGUAUUGAGUGCAAUGAAAAAGUUCAAGAUAAACUUUUACUAUACUUGAACUUCAAGAAGAAGAAAAUAACUAUUGAUCCGUAUUUUUUCUAGAUAUCAUUGUUACUUUGUAAAUUUCUUGAUUAGUAAUUUAUAAUUAUGAAUUUAUAAAAUUGAAAAUGCAUGUGUGUAUGUAGUUGGUUCUAUACAAUUGUUAUCAUAUUAUUUUAUCACAUUUGCUCAUUUGUUAUAUUGACUCAAGUUGGGACCGAAUAAAUUAUUAUUUCAUACUAUAUUAUUAAUUUACCGACUAUUAAUUUUUAGAGGUUUUAGUGUAUAUUAUUGCUCAAAAGUUGAAUCACUCUAUUGGUGUUGGAUAUUAGAUAUUUCUAUUACCACAAUGGUUAUCUUUUUGGCAAGUCACUUUGCAUGAGAAUUAAGUGCUAUGAAGGUACAUCAAGGAAGUGAAAUAAGUUUUUAUCAAUCUUUGAUACCUUUAUUUGAUUUACUUUCUCAUUAAAUUUUAUGAGAUGACGUGUAAUGCAUUACUUAUUGUGAUAUUUGGUAGCAACUCGCAAAUAAUCUUCUGACAUGUCCCGACGAAGAAAAGAAAGUUACACUCUUGCUGACUCAUGCUAUUUUGGAGAAGAGUUAUUUUAUUGUUAUAUCAUUUGCGUCUGUAUCAUAUGUUCAUUCUCCGAACUUGAGUCAAUGUCGUGUCUAUUUGUUUUUUGAAAAAAAAAAAAUUAAAGCUAGCCAAUCACCACUACUACUUGCAGUGGAAGGUCUAAAACAUUGCCUUUUUUCCUCCAACGAAAUGGCUUGGAUAUGUUUCUUGGAACAUUCUGGAACCUUAGAAUACGCUUCAUUAUGAAACUGAAAAAGCUCCAGAGACAUUGUGGUGAAAAAACAAUGCACCAUCAUUUCCAUAUUAUUAAUUAAGUGGAUAACAGGACAAGAACUACAAAGGCACACCCCACAUACAGAAGAAAAUUCCAGAACUCAUUGGAGAUUGGCCCUUUUACUAAAAAGAUUCUCUUCGGUUGUUAAAGUCUCUGCAAUCCGUACCAGACCUUCCUAGAGAAGUGCCUUGGAGACCAAGAGUUGAACAGUAGCAGUAAAGGAACACAACACAACCCCUUCGAGACUACGUUGUUGUCUCUGCUUUCUUUUGUCUUUUCCCAACCUCUCUUCUCCCUUGCCUCAGAUGAACGCGGAGUUCACUCUAUAAGUACUUGGACACCAUUUUUACAACGCCGCUUCACUUACAUCCCCACCUCCCCUGAAAACAAAAUGCCAACAGCCCGAGAAACAGGUUGAUCUAUUCAUAGAGCUUUACUCAUACUCCACUCCUUUUGACUCACUCUGUUUCACUUUGCUCUGUUUCAUACCAGUAACAGACCAGAUCACAAUGAGUAGUAUAGUUCAUCACCAGUCUCCCGUCUUUCCAGACCAGUUUCCUAUUUUAGGAAGUGGAAUGAAUAGCAACAACAUGCUACCCACAUCACCAAAUUACUCCUUCGACGAAGGAGACAAUCGGUUCUGUCCAUGCGACGAGCGGUUGAUAAGUCAUUACUUGAUCCCCAAGAGGCUUGGAAAUGAAGAUCAAAUCAUUCAAAUCCCAGAAGUCGACAUCUUGAACCACGAGCCGUGGGAAUUACUACCCACCGGUGGAGAGCAACGGUACAAAGAAUCACAUUAUUUCUGCCGCCGACGGAGCUACUUUACGAGCAAGGAUCGGUACAAAAGGACCACCGGAGGUGGUUACUGGAAACCGACCGGCAAACACCGCGAAAUUAGGAGAGCAGCUGACGGAGAAGUGAUCGGCAGCAAGAGGAGCCUGGUUUUCCAUUAUGGUAGGCCGGCCGGGCAAGCUACGGGCUACACGAUGCACGAGUACUCUGUUCCCAACUCUAUUGGGCAGACGACAGUGGGAGAAGAUUUGGUUCUCUGCAAAAUCAUGAAGAAGAUUUCAAACCACAACAACAAAACUGAAAUAACAGCAAGAAAGCUAAGUAAGAAGAGGAAGAAGGCGGCAAUUACGCCAAUAAUUCCUUCCAACGAAAACAUCAACAAUAUUACUCUGCCUCGGCAAGAAGAAGAAGCUGGCACUUACCAGGUCGCUUCUGGAAAUCAAAAAGCGUCCUUUCAAGAGGCAGUCAGCAAUGAUCAUGGCGGCACAAUGGAAUUGGCGCCCUUUCCGGAGAUACUGUUCCGCGACGGUGAUGAUCAUAGCCAGCUGCCUGAUUUUGAUUAUGAUUUCAAUUUUGAUAUUGAUUUUUACUCCGCGGUCAGAGAUAUACUGCCACCGCCGGAGCCGGAGUCCGAGUCGGAGCCUUAAUUGUGUGAGAUGGAGUGUGGUUGUUAAAUUAGCAUAUCUAGCAGCUGAUGAUCUAAGGGUUUUUUCUUGCGUUUGCUGUUGUAUUAGUGUGAUAUUAAGCACAUUUAGCAGUACGCUAAUGUUGCUGUGUUGUAAUGAUUUCCUUUUAUCUUUCACCUUCUGCAUGUAUUAAGCUUUGUACUUCCUCUAAACUAUACUCGUUAGUUUGCCCGCACUUUGCUGCAGGAUAAUCGAGCUCAGACAAAUAUGAAAUAUGUAUAAUUCAAUUUCGUAUAAUCUAUUUUCAUUCUUCGUUUUUUCUUUGUCAAAUUUAUGAGGAUCAAUCUUAAACAAAAUUUCACUAAGGAAAGAGGGAUAGAAGAAAUAGACAUGACAGGA